UGUAAAAAUGCCUAGUUACGAAUUAGCGCUAAUGUUACGCGUUAUGCCGAAACCUGAAUUGAAAACUGCACUUAAACGUGUCUCACAUGCCAUAUUUAACCGUGGAGGUAUCAUACGAGAAAUCGAGAACUUAGGUUUUCGUGCAAUGCCGUACAAAACGAGUGCUCACGGCUUAGUUCAUCGAGAAGCAAACUAUUUCGUGUUUAAAAUUGAUACCGCGACACAAGCUGUAGCCGAUCUGAAAGAAGAAUAUAGCAGAGAUGUAGAUAUCGUGCGGCAGCGUGUGUACAAGGUUCAAACAGACAGCGAUCACAAGUGCACCCUAGAGACUGAACUGUUGCCCCCUGCUUACCGAAAAGAAGUCCAGAAAAUGAUAGAAGUUGGAAAAACUCAGGUCAACCGUUUUACUUACAAAUUUAAAUAUAAUUCUGGCUUGGACUAUUAUCCGUUCCAAAAGUAAUAUAAUGUUUAGAUAAUAUGUAACUUAAUCAUAGUUUUUAUUGUAGAUAAGUAGGCAAUGUAAUAAACAUGAUUUACCGUU
Molecule: messenger RNA, 541 nt
Organism: Cydia amplana
Lineage: Eukaryota; Metazoa; Arthropoda; Insecta; Lepidoptera; Tortricidae
Gene: mRpS6
Product: small ribosomal subunit protein bS6m
Exons: 1
Coding region: 8-460 (150 amino acids)
Biological process (GO): translation
Cellular component (GO): mitochondrial small ribosomal subunit; ribosome
Molecular function (GO): structural constituent of ribosome; small ribosomal subunit rRNA binding
Source: RefSeq, a predicted model, not a curated record